Molecule: messenger RNA, 1746 nt
Organism: Lobosporangium transversale
Lineage: Eukaryota; Fungi; Mortierellomycota; Mortierellomycetes; Mortierellales; Mortierellaceae
Exons: 5
Coding region: 1-1746 (581 amino acids)
Source: RefSeq, a predicted model, not a curated record
AUGGCCGCACCAACGUUGAAGCUCCAUUGGAAAAUGUUAAUUGAUCAAGACCGCAAUGGAGCGGCUUAUUUUAUUGGUCUUGAAAGUAUACACCAUGCAACACCAAUAAACUAUUUUGAAUAUCGUGGAAUGGAAUUUGAUAACCAGAUCGCGAUUGUUUCAGAAUGGAGGAAUUGGAUGUCUACAUUUUGUGGCUGUGAGCAUAAAGCUCUUCAAGAUUUGGGUCGAAAGCCACACAAUGAAGGGAAUGCAGCCCUCGAACACCUUGCAACAAAAGUGCUAAAGGGCCGAAAGCUGGAUAUGUUGACUAUUAGCAGGGAGCAACUGCGUCAGAAUGAGAUAGAGAUGUCGCAGUCGCUAAAGAAUGCGCCUAGAUUGGCAAGCUCCGAGGAGUUACGAAAGACAGCCCUAGAAGCUUUUGAUGAUGAACAAAGAGAGGGCGACAAGGUUGAAUUGCCAAAAGAGCUUGCUGCGGGUGCCAGUUGUGUAGUGAAGCGAUCUCAGCAUACUGAACAUCCGGCCAUCGAGAAGCGGCUGCGAGUCCGAGCAGGCAUCGACGAGAACCCUUCCAGCUCGAGUGCAUCCCGGACACAAUCAUUGAGCACGAUGCCAAAUCCAUUUUUGUCCGAAGACGAUGCUUGGCAGGAUUUCGCCUACUUUACAUCGUUCGGCCAGGCGUCAACCUGGACAUAUGGUGCUGACGGUCCUGAUGCCAUAGACUAUCUGUCCUUGUUUAAGGAAUACCGAACAGCUCAGAAAACAUCACUGGCGCUUGAUAUGGUCGCAGACGUUUCCACUAGUGGCUCGGAGUCCGGAACGUUUAUGGAGUGGAUCAGAAAGAAAUAUGGGUAUGCAGGCUUGAGGAAUGCACGAUAUAGAGCCCCUACCUCGACAGCCAUCAAAGACAUAUGGCCUACGUUCGAUACGGUGGUGGAGCGCAUCUUUGCCCCUGACGUCGUGUCGUACGAUGAUGUUUGUCGUUCUGUUGUCAUAGAGCCUGAUCAACUCGAUCCACUCGUGACAUACUGCAGUGCUGUACUGAGGUCAUAUAUGCAUCAUUUUACCUUCAGCAGCACUGUAAGGAAAGACAUCAAUGAACGGGAGGCGUUCGUGGAUUUCACUUGGUGCUUCAUUCGUUCAGCUCUGACCAUCGCAAAGAUACCAUCACGGAUGUUAGAGGUACAGAUGGAUGGUAGCAAGGAUCGAAAGGUGGAGACCAAGCAGAAGGGGACACGGCAGAAUACUCCAAGGAGGGUGGAUGGUGUAGGAUUGUAUAAUGACAAUCAGAUCUACAUAGCGGAAGCUGGGCAGGUCUAUGGUGCCACCUUGGAGAAGAAGGAGGAAGAUGCUUGGAAGGUCAAGCGUGCCAUGCGGGAUUCAUGGGUGUCCCAGUUGCGUCGCAUCUGUGAAACGCACAGGCCAACGUCACCAUUGGUGGUGUUUGGGUCAACAUCACAUUUGCAUACGACCAAAUUUUACGCCAUGGAUUUCGUCGGAUGCUUCCGCGUCUCCGUUCUGUCAUCAAUGGUGGUCCCACUGAGCAGCGAUGAUUUUGCAGACAAGAUGAAGGCAUGUAUGUUGACGUGCCUCAACUUCGCCCGUAUACUCUUGGCCGAAAUCGAGAGCCGCAAGAAGGCCACUUUUAUGUUCGAUCAGGAGGAGAAAGAGGAGCUUCUUGAGCUUGUUGCCAGCAUCCCUGCAACCAGCACGACGCCCACCAAGAAGGAUGAGAAGAUCCUUCACUAG